Acanthopagrus latus (yellowfin seabream) is the source of this 1705-nucleotide messenger RNA. Its product is annotated as myb-like protein Q. Lineage: Eukaryota; Metazoa; Chordata; Actinopteri; Spariformes; Sparidae. The transcript is spliced from 3 exons. Bases 368 to 1243 code for a protein of 291 amino acids. The record is from RefSeq and is a predicted model, not a curated record.
AGAAACACAAGCAGACUUAAGCACCGUGAGUCUGAAAUACCUGCACCUGGAUCCAGUUUUCUCUAUUCAUGCUGCUUUAAACUUCUCAGGCUGUAAUUAGAAAGUAUUUGUGCGACUCUACAUCAUGAAACCAGGAUUUUUUUUUUUAAAGUUUCUAUGUGUGGGCUGAACGUUUUUAUCUUAUCUUUUUAUGCGACACUUGGUUAGACAGCUGUUGUUUUUAGCAGUUCACUAAACAAAUAACUUAAAAAGUGGUUGUUUUUUUAAAUCUGCAGCAAACCCAGCGCCGGAUUGAAAACACCAGGAUGGAUAUUAAUUAAAACCGGGAACUGCAAAUGAAAGAGGUUUCUGCGAAGUGUCGGGAUGAAUGCAGAGGAACAAAGUGCCGACAGUCCGACUCAACCAAAGCCUGACUCGCUGUGCCGCCUGCUACAACCAGCGGGCCGGCUCCAUGCCUCAUCGGGGCGGCGGCGGCGAUUCCAGCUCUUCAGCAGAGGACUCUGGACCGGAGGUGGGCUGGCAGUCAGACGCAGAGUCCAGCUCCAGCAGCAGCUGCUCUGCGGAGGAUUUAUCAGAAGAGCCGGACGAGCCUGAAACACCGACGACCUCCGCUGCUGCUGCUGAGGCUGAAUGUGGAGGAGGAGAGGAGACAGGAGGAGCGUCGGAGAGCCAGGAAGACAACAGCAGGACAAAGGCGGUGACUGGAAGAGCUCCACUUGUCAAGUCUUUCUCCUCCUCCUCCUCCCUGACUCCUCACCUCGCCCCUCUGACCCUCCUGCCCCGCCCUCAGACGGUCGUCUCCACCCUCCGCCUGCAGGUGCUGCCGCAGACGAGCGACGACGACUCUCUCUUUAUUGAACAACAGGAGGAGAAACCGGAGGAAAGUUCAGGAGGAGGAGGAGGAGGACGAGAAGGAGUCAACGGUCUGAUGCAGCCACCUCCAGGGUUACCGUGGCAACCAUUCACAUCACACCACCACCACCAGCAGCAACAACAACAACAACAACAACAUCAUCUACAGCCUCAACACCUCCCUCCGCUCUCAGCUCAGGGUCAAAGGUUACCACCACAGCUGCACACACUUCCUGUGCCACACCUCCCGAUGCUCCACACACACCUGCAGGCACCACACACACACCUGCACACACUCGCAGAUCAGCACCUGUGCUGGUACUGUUACAGUAUGCAGUUUCCUUACUCUCCACACUGGAGUCUUUACAGUGGUGGACACUUGCCCAGAUAAUCCAACAGCCCUGCAGUGACACGAGCGCGUGAGUCUUGAAUGAACAAGUUUUGUAGUUUGAGGAAUAUUUCAUCAUCUUUAACAAACGCUUGUUAAUUUGUUUUGCUGUGUAUACUGACUUCAAACUGACAAAACCAGGUGUUGACAGCCUGAAAAUAUGAAGUAUGAUGUAGCUGCAGCAUUUGUGCAUAAUUUGUAUUUUACAAUAAAGGAUGAAAUCAUUUUUUGGGACAUAUUUGUAAAAACAGUGUCCGAGUUUUGAGUAUGAACCUGUUCUUUUACGACAUUCAACAUUUAAGGAGAGCUGCCGGGCCGAAACCGACUAUUAGAAAUCAAGGAUUGAUGAAAUAAAACCACAAUUUACAAUGUCUGUUCUUAAUCACCAUGUUGAUGUACUUCUACUUCAGUAUUUCCACUUUCUGCUUCUUCAUUCUUCCUCUCCAAGACAUUUAUUUCACAACU